Messenger RNA from Phodopus roborovskii (desert hamster), 649 nucleotides. RefSeq names its product bone morphogenetic protein receptor type-1A-like. The coding region runs from base 38 to 649 and encodes 203 amino acids. The transcript is spliced from 2 exons. Gene Ontology annotation, biological process: protein phosphorylation; cellular response to growth factor stimulus; BMP signaling pathway. The record is from RefSeq and is a predicted model, not a curated record. Gene Ontology annotation, cellular component: signaling receptor complex; plasma membrane. Lineage: Eukaryota; Metazoa; Chordata; Mammalia; Rodentia; Cricetidae. Gene Ontology annotation, molecular function: transforming growth factor beta receptor activity, type I; ATP binding; SMAD binding.
UUUAUUGGUUCACUGAACUAUUGCCAAACAGAUUCUGAUGGUUCAGAAGGUUGGUAAAGGCCGUUAUGGAGAAGUGUGGAUGGGUAAAUGGCGUGGCGAAAAAGUGGCAGUCCAAGUGUUUUUCACCACAGAAGAAGCUAGUUGGUUUAGAGAAACAGAAAAUAUACUUGCGUUUAUAGCUGCAGACAUUAAAGGCACUGGCUCUUGGACUCAGUUGUAUUUGAUUACUGAUUACCAUGAACAUGAUUCUCUCUAUGACUUCCUGAAAUGUGCCACACUGGACACCAGAGCCCUACUCAAAUUAGCUUAUUCUGCUGCCUGUGGUCUGUGCCACCUCCACAUGGAAAUUUAUGGCACCCAAGGAAAGCCUGCAAUCGCUCAUAGAGACCUGAAGAGCAAAAACAUUCUUACUAAGAAAAAUGGGAGUUGCUGUAUUGCUGACCUGGGCCUGGCUGUUAAAUUCAACAGUGAUACGAAUGAAGUUGACAUACCCUUGAAUACCAGGGUGGGCACCAAGCGCUCCAUGGCUCCAUGGUGGAUGUGCUCCCAAAGUUCUUUCCUGCAAAUGCAACAGCUUGGGCCAGGUAGUACUUCCCCUGAGCUUCUGAAUGCAGUGCUCCCAGAGGAUGCUGGUGGGAAGAGAAGGUAG